Messenger RNA from Lachancea fermentati, 2958 nucleotides. The record is from the annotation of a GenBank genome assembly. NCBI's taxonomy places the organism in Eukaryota, Fungi, Ascomycota, Saccharomycetes, Saccharomycetales, Saccharomycetaceae.
AUGGUACAGUCGUUUACACCGGAGUAUUCCAAUGAGCUUUUCAAGUUUGUACAGGAGGUUUAUUCGCAAGAUAUAGCUCACUAUUUCCCCAAGCUAAAGUUAGAAAAACUGAUAGAUCUUUUGGAACAUGCGGAAUACCUGUUCGAGUCAUAUCGUAAUCUACUCAACAGCGGUCAGAAUGAUGAAGCUCUAACAGCGUUUGUGAUAGGGUGCUUUUACAUAUUUUUGAUCGUGCCCCACUCGAUUCAAUUCCACUCCAGGAACAAAUCCUACGGGAUCUAUUCCGAUCUGAAGAAGUACUAUCAGGAGGAGUCGAAUAUGACGAAUGUUUUGCUAAUGGUCACUAACAAAAUCGAUUCUUUGCUGAAAACUGAAAUUGCUGAAUCGGAAGCGGCGAAAAUUACUCGAAGAAGGGCAUACUCCGUGCCCAGCAAAAGCCUCGAAAAACAGCUGCGCUUGUUGCAGGUGUCCAAUGCGGAAGAUCCUCUACCAGAAGUGCCUGGCGAAUCGAACUCGGAUAAUGAAUCAACUAUGUGGACCGCCCCCCAACUAGAUCCCAAUGAUCAGUUAAAACUUGCUUUGGCACCGGCUAUAUCCCCAUCCUCGUCGGCAUCGUCGGCGUUGAAUGAAGACUACUCGAGGGCCUCCAGAGACUCCUCCUUACCCCCCUUGGAUGAUCCGGAGAUGUCCUUCACGAGGACCAUGACAGAACCUCGUCUUCGUCACGCCAGCAUACCAACAUCUAGCCCAUCUUCUGACGAUCCGGAUACUCUUGCUCCUGUCAACAAUAUAUACUCCCAGGAUGUCGACCGCUUUGUGACCCACAGAAAAGACUCAUAUCAUUCAGUUUACAUGAUGAAUGAGGAUUAUGAUGAUGAUCUGAUAUUCAAUUUAACGCGUCUUCAGAAACAGUCUGUCAUUACGUGUGAUAAAUUAAUGGACAUUCUCAAUGGAUCGGACAAAAAUGAGCUGCUAUUAGUAGAUUUAAGAUUGGCCAAAAGAUUCAAACGUAAUCACCUUGUUGCUCAUAAUAUAGUCAAUAUUGACCCCAAGAUUUUAUGGGAUUCUCAGACGCAUGCACCAUUAUACUCAGAUUCACAACUUGAGUCAGUCCUUGCAAAUCCCACGUUCAAUGACCGUGCAAAAUUCAAGCAUAUAGUUUAUUACACUGAUAUGAGCACCUUUUUGCAUGUGGAGUUUGACUACCAGUUGGUUUUUUUCCAGCUCUUAUACACAUCUUCAACGGAGCUACUUUGUGUUCCCAAGGUUCUUCUUGGUGGCUAUGAACAAUGGAAAAAGUAUAUUAGCACGUAUGCAUCAAAUCACAGCAUUGAUAAAAAUGACUAUUUGUACAGACCGAGUCAUGCUGAGAAGAAACUUGAAACACCACCUAUUCCGAAGGCCAGUCCUCCUGCUAUACCACAUCCAACAACAGCCCCUCCUCCCUUGCCAUCCGUGCCUCCACCGCAGCUUGAAUCUACUAAACCUUUACCAGAGAAUAAACUCAAACGCGCCCCUAUGCCAUUACCCGAGAAAUUACCUUCAAAUGCUCUCAAUGUGGUGUCCUCCGCUCACCAUCAUCGGCAUCCAAAGAAUAAUCAAAACUACGCGAAUCGGCAAAGAGUAACAACAACUAUACCGUCUCUUCCAAAAUUUCAUGUGAGUGUUCCCACUAUUGAACAAAGCCCCAAUGCAUAUGUUGCUUUAUCCAUUACAGGAUUAAGAAAUUUAGGAAGUACGUGCUAUAUCAAUAGUAUGCUUCAAUGUCUCUUUGCAACAAGAAGCUUCAGAGAUAUUUUCCUGUCCUCCAAGUACCAGGAGUAUUUCUCUCAUAACUACCACAAGCCUAACCAGUUAUCAAAAUCCUUUAAUAUGCUUUUCAAAAAAAUGUACAUGAAUGGUGGUUGUUCUGUGGUUCCUACAGGAUUUUUAAAAGCUUGUAAUGCAUUAAGACCCGAUUUGAAAAUCCCGUAUGACCAGCAAGACACUCAGGAAUUUUUGUUGUUCCUUUUGAGUCAACUGCAUGAUGAACUUUCAGAUCCUGAUCAUGUAGCUGCUGACUUUCCUAAUUUGGUUUUGCAUGAUGAUGAUCAAUUAAAAGUCGAUCAUAAGGAAUAUAAUAAAUGGUUCGAGAACAAUAUUAUGAAAAAUGGAAUUUCACCUAUUGAUGACAUUUUCCAAGGUCAAAUGGAGAAUAGUUUGCAGUGUGAGAGAUGUGGUUAUUGUUCUUACAAUUACUCUAUCUUUUAUGUCUUAUCUCUUGCAAUUCCUAGCCACUCUUCUACCUUUGGCAAAAGCAAGAAGGUAAAACUUGAAGAUUGCAUUAAUUUAUUCACUAGUGAUGAAGAGUUAACAGGUGAAAAUGCAUGGGACUGUCCAAAAUGUGGUUCAGCCGCUUCAGGAAGUGGUCCAGAGGGUGAUAAAAAGCGGAAAAGAAGGUUUUUAUUGAGCAGCGAUCACCCUACUAGUAAUAGAAGCAAGUUUUUCAAAUUACACUCAAGAUCUCGGAGUAGAUCUGAAUCACCAUUUGGAAGACUUAAUAAUAAUCCCGAAAAAUGGAAGUCUAAAAAGCUAUCUACAAUCAAAACUUUGAAUUUUAUUACUCUUCCUCCUGUUUUGACAAUUCAUCUUUCCAGAUUCUAUUACGAUUUAACCAAGAAAAACAAUACUGUUGUAACAUAUCCUCUCAUAUUGAGUAUCGUUUUGAAGAAUGAUGAAGUUGUCAAUUAUAGACUCUACGCAAUUGUUAAUCAUUUUGGAAACUUGAUAAGUGGGCACUAUACAUCCUUGGUGAACAAGGAUCUGAGACAUGGGAUUAGGCAUGGAUUACAAAAAUGGUACUAUUUCGAUGAUGAAGUGGUAAAACGUGAUAAUAAUCAUGGUGAUUUCGAUGCAGGUAUCACCGGAAUCUCCAGCAGCGACGUAUAUGUGCUAUUUUACGAAAGGAUUAAUGAAUGA